Suillus subalutaceus is the source of this 1491-nucleotide messenger RNA. RefSeq lists its product as uncharacterized. Bases 1 to 1491 code for a protein of 496 amino acids. The transcript is spliced from 6 exons. The record is from RefSeq and is a predicted model, not a curated record. NCBI's taxonomy places the organism in Eukaryota, Fungi, Basidiomycota, Agaricomycetes, Boletales, Suillaceae.
AUGUCUCCUGCAGACUGUCUGGAAUAUCUUGAUCUGCAUGGUCAAACAAAACACUAUUUCAAGAUCAGAUUAACCGCUGAAUUUGUUUUCGAAAAGCGUCCCGGCAUGUUCUGCUGGUUCCCCACUACCAAGACUACUGUCCUUUCAUCUGAGCCCAUCAAGUGUGAGAUCGCAAGGACCAUGCUUGAGAAGAUCCAUACAGACUUUUCAUGUUCAGUUGUGCAUCAAGUCUGUCGCAAUUGGUUUAACUGGAACACUGUAAAGCUUCCUCCAAAGAUGCUUCAAAGACUAGCUGCAUCACAACAGGAAGAGCUUGAAUGCAAGUGCCAAACUCAAGACAUGAGCACCUCGUCUUACAUUUUCCCCAAUCCUUUGAGCUCUCCUGCAAUUCUUUCAGUUCUCUCUCCUCAAUCCUCAGCUGUUAGUACCCAGCCAGAUGACGACUGGAGAUAUUCUCUUAGUAUGGAUGCCUCGCUGUCAUCAGGACACUUUUCCUUGACAUCUGAUUGCUCAUCGCUACACUCACUUUCCGAUGAAGACACUGAUAAGCUUUCAAAAACUACUGAGCUUUUGGCAGAAGGUAUCACCAUUCGCACCAAUCGACCACUAAUCACACAAUUAUCGUCUACACACACCCCGAAGACUAUUACUGGGCGACAGACGCCAACAUCUACAUACUCUCUGCAGCCCCCGGCACUUGUUGCUGCGUCCCCUCGUUUGAAAAAUGUAGUCUCUUCGCCUUCUCACUCUGCCGUACCUGUCAUUCAAAACCCUCCUCCGAGCCCUCCUCCAUUCAUAGUCGCACCUUGUUCUCCUUGCUUGAAGUACUCGGUCUCAUCACCUUCCGCUUCAUGUGCUGCGCUACCACACACCAAAUCAAACACACCUCCAAGCCCUCCAUUCAUAGUUGCACCUUGCUCUCCUCGCUUGAAGCACUCAGUUUCAUCGCCCUUGGCUCCAUGUGCUGUACCAUCACAUGUCAAAUCAAGUGCACCUCAGCUUGCUGAUCAAAUCAGAGGUGCUAGUGGUAAAGCAUCACGUCAAAGGUCAAAGGUUGAAAAUCAGCUUGAAAAUCAGCUAGAGAAUCCGGUCCAGAUCUCAACAUCAAUGAGAGGGACCGAACAAGAUUCGCAUUUGACCGGGUGUCCAAAUGAUGCGGACUCUGAGAAUAUUUCCAUGGAAAUUCGGGGUUAUCUUCAGGAUCUCUCGCUUCACGCUAUAACAAUGGAUGAAAUUUGGAGGUGCAUUGACCAGGUUGAUGGAUAUGGUCCCUUGAACUGGCAAGCAGUUCUUGUGAAGCUGGGAAUACCCGAGGAACGGAUGAAAUAUAUUCUUGCUGUCAUGGCAUGUGCAAGUAAUAACUGUGGAUUUCUCAGUCCGAAUACUUGUCUUAGCAAUGUAGUUUUUGAUCUAACCUUGUGUGGAUUUAUGAGCCCUGACUUCAGCAAUUCUGAGGCGAUGCACACAGAGCAACAAAUACACCAAGAUUGA